Messenger RNA from Lactuca virosa, 615 nucleotides. The record is from the annotation of a GenBank genome assembly. NCBI's taxonomy places the organism in Eukaryota, Viridiplantae, Streptophyta, Magnoliopsida, Asterales, Asteraceae.
AUGACGAUCUACAUGAAUAGAUUGUUUCGCAAAUCGAAUUCAAGUUUUCUUCUAUCCAGUGGUAAGGCCCUAAAAUCUGAAGUUUCACGAUUCAAGGACGACAUGUUCUUGGUAGAUGCAGGAAUUGGAACCCCGAAAAUGACCAUGCGAGACGAGCUUAGAGGAGUUCCGGGGAGUCAUUCCGCAGCCAGGUUCGAGAAUAAGGUUGGAUUCAUGGAGGCAACGGCCGGCGAAUCUCUAAUCAAAACACAGAUCUUGGAGAGAUUCUUCAUGGAUCUCGUCGCCGGUGAACCGGUGAUGAAAGAGCGAGCUACGGCUAGGUUUAAUGAGAUGGCUGGCUCUACUGAUGCAGUAGCUGGUGAACCGGCGAUUCUUCUUCCACGAAGAUUCACGCAGAAUCAGGCUUGGAUGGAACUGCAAAAGAUCUGGCAAUCGAAUAAAAAGGUCAGAGGAUUUAUCAUGGAGAAAGUUAAAGGUGGUUAUUCGGUUGCAAUCGCAGGUUACAUUGCUUUUCUUCCAUAUCGUAGUCCGUUGAUAGACAGACGAAAAUUAUCGAAUGAUAGAUUCACCAUUGAGACAAUCAACUCGAAAAGGAAGAAAAUUACAGUGUUUUAA